AUGCAUCAAGAACUAUAAAAAUUGGAAUAAUUGAAUAGUCAAGAAUUAGAAUUAGUAAAAUAGGUAUAUGAAUAAAAAGUAAGGCAAUUAUUUUAAUAUAAUUAGGUUGUAUAUUUAAAUACAAAAAUUUACAUGCUUUCAAAAGAACUGGAGUAAAAAACAUCUGAAGUAUCAAAGAUAAAAAGAAGUUAAAUUGUUGUUUAAGAGGAUCCUAUAUAAGAAGAUAAUUUAAUUGAAAUAGAAAGAGCUAAGACAUAGGAUUUAAUUAAAGAAACUAAAGAAUAGAUGGAAUAAGAGUUAUUAGAAUUAAAAUCUUAAUACUCUAAAGAAUUAUUUGAGCUUUAAAAAUAAUUAAGAAAAAGAGACUUAAUGAUAGAGUAAUUAAUGAUAGAAAUAUAAAUGUAUAAAAAUUGUUAAAAUUAAAAUCUCGACAAAAUGAAGGUAGAAUAUCUUUCCUAAUUGAUUGAGAUUGUUUAGGAUAUCUAAAUUUAAAUUUAGUAAUGA
Messenger RNA from Paramecium primaurelia, 504 nucleotides. The record is from the annotation of a GenBank genome assembly. NCBI's taxonomy places the organism in Eukaryota, Ciliophora, Oligohymenophorea, Peniculida, Parameciidae.